Molecule: messenger RNA, 1107 nt
Organism: Seriola dumerili (greater amberjack)
Lineage: Eukaryota; Metazoa; Chordata; Actinopteri; Carangiformes; Carangidae
Product: phospholipid hydroperoxide glutathione peroxidase, mitochondrial-like
Exons: 7
Biological process (GO): response to oxidative stress
Molecular function (GO): glutathione peroxidase activity
Source: RefSeq, a predicted model, not a curated record
CGCCACAGGUCACGUGAUAAGGGGCAUUAUUAUUGCCGCCAUGCGGCUCUUGAGACGGACAGUAUUCUUAGGUGUGCUGGGGAGCAGAGGAGUAUUAAGAACCAUGUGUGCUCAGGUGGGAGACUGGCAGAGUGCCAAGUCCAUCUACGAGUUUUCUGCCAAGGAUAUUGAUGGCAAUGAUGUGUCCCUUGAGAAAUACAGAGGGUAUGUGUGCAUCAUUGUAAAUGUAGCCUCUAAAUGAGGAAAGACCAAAGUAAACUACACUCAGCUAGCGGGAAUGCACGCCUCCUAUGCUGAGAAAGGUUUACGCAUCCUGGGCUUUCCAUGCAACCAGUUUGGAGGACAGGAGCCGGGGACUGACGCAGAGAUUAAAGAGUUUGCUAGAGGUUACAAUGCAGAGUUUGACCUCUUCAGUAAAAUUGAUGUGAAUGGAGACAAUGCUCACCCUUUGUGGAAGUGGAUGAAGGCACAGCCUAAAGGCAAAGGAACCCUGGGAAAUAACAUCAAAUGGAACUUCACUAAGUUUCUUAUAAAUAGAGAAGGACAAGUGGUGAAGCGGUAUGGCCCAACAGAUGAUCCCAGCGUGGUGGAGAAGGACUUACCCACAUACCUCUAAUACAACUGUGUCCUAUGUGUUACUUUGACUCCUGACCUCUCCUAUGGAGUUCAGUGUAUUUGUGUGUGUGUGUUUCUGGACCAGUGACGGCCUGUCUGUAAACCCAAUUUUGGGAAGGACAAGCCUGAUGAUUCCCAGCGUGCAACUAACCGCCAGAGCCCACACACACCAAUCCCUAGAAGACCAUGAGAGAGGACAUCACUAGUUGUCCAAAGUAGAGACAUUUCACACCUUACUUCAGCCUCUAAACAGCCAUUCCUUUUUCUAAUACAAAUACCAUUUAGUUCUUUAUGAAUGAUAAGUGACACAUUUGUGCAUGUGUCAAUGUCAGUGUUAUGGAAGGACAAAGGAUGCCAUAAACCUCACAGAUUUCCAUUAUGCUACUGAUAAUAUUAUUUGCACUUAAUUUGCCAAAGGGCCCUUUAUUGUACCAUGACUUAUCAUGUAUUGAAAUUGGAAAAUAAAUGCUGUCUUGGACACUGAUUUGUCAA